Lolium perenne is the source of this 1536-nucleotide messenger RNA. RefSeq names its product protein MEI2-like 6. The record is from RefSeq and is a predicted model, not a curated record. Gene Ontology annotation, molecular function: nucleic acid binding. NCBI's taxonomy places the organism in Eukaryota, Viridiplantae, Streptophyta, Magnoliopsida, Poales, Poaceae.
UUCUUCUCCUCCCACCGCUCCAAGCCGAGAGACAAGAAACCCCACCAAGCCACCAUGGCUGCCUCCUCCACCUCUCGCCUGAACCCCGCUGCCCCUUCAUUCGUCUCCUCCUCUUCCACGCAUCUCUGCUCCCCGCCUCCUUUCGGCCUGCCCAUGGGCUGCCUCCUCCCACCGCCACCGCCGCCGCCGUGCUCCCUCGUCGGCGGGAUCGCUCCGAUGGGUCCUUCCGUGUUCCCGACCUUGCCAUGGCUGCAUGUCCCCGCUCCGGCGCAGGUGUUCUGCAGCCCACCCGCAUGCGUGGUACCUGUGUGUCCCAGCACGGUGCCGGCCUACUGCACACCUCCGCCGCAACCGCCCCUACCGGCGAGACGCUGCACCAUCAAGGAGAUUGCCGACGACGGCAGCGACGAGUCGCCCAAGGCGGAGAUGGAAGGCGAACCAUCCCCUCGCUCAGUCCUCACUGCUUGGAAGCCGGAGGCUGCCGCGUCGAAGCGCCAGAAACCGGCGAAGUUGGUGCAUUCGGGGCCGAAGCUGAGGGCGGCGGUUCCGCAGCUCCCACACCUGCCUCGCGGGGUCGUGGGCAGCAAACCGGCCUUCAACCCACGGAGCGGCAAGACUUCUCUCAUGAUCUGCAACAUCCCCAAUAGCUUCUCGAAGCGCAGAUUAAUGGAGAUCCUCGACCAGCAUUGCGCCGAGGAGAACGCCAAGCUGGCCCAGCGCCGAAGCCGCCGCGUCUUGAGGUCGGAGUAUGACUUCCUCUACCUCCCAGUCGACUUCAGGACAAGGUUCAACAAAGGCUACGCCUUCGUCAACAUGACGACGGCGCCGGCGGCGCGCCGGCUGCACGCGUUCCUCCACGGCCACAGCUGGGCCGCCGUCGGCUCCGGGAAGGUGUGCGAGGUGGUGCACGCCAAGAUCCAGGGUGUGGACGCGUUCGCGGCGCACUUCUCCGGCUCCAUGUUCCCCUGCGGCGAUGACAGGAAGGAGUUCCUGCCGGUGCGCUUCGGCCCGCCGCGGGACGGCACGCGGCCUACGGCGGAGCGCAUUAUCGGCACUGCAGUUCGUCCGCACAACCUGCGCUGAUACGAGGCGCUGACCACGCCGAUCGUUCUCCGGCCGCACGCUGUCCUCCGUCGUCGUGUCGUGUCGUCUCUAUCUUGCGUUCUAUCCAUGCUUUGCAAUGCCAUGGAUGGAUAGAGCGGAAGAUAAGAUUCAGUAGAGGCAGGCUUACUAAUCUCGUUGUUACUGGUGUCUUCUUGUUCAAAUAUGUGGCGUAGUUGCUAGUUCUACUUCUAGCUAGUAGGAGAAAGUAGCUACUAGUAGUUUGAACUUGUUGUGAAGUUAUCUGGGAGUCUAGGAUCAUGUGUUGUGACUUGUGAGUAGCCUGGAUGAACUGAAAUGUGCUGUGCUAGUAGAUGACUCUUUACCCACUACUCCAUGUUCCGUUUCAAAUUCUGGUGGAUAUCAUAAUUUCACCAGAAUUCAAUCUUGGUUACUAUUUCGAAUGGAUGAAAAAAGCCAGUUUGAACGAGUUUA